Molecule: messenger RNA, 4613 nt
Organism: Polychytrium aggregatum
Lineage: Eukaryota; Fungi; Chytridiomycota; Chytridiomycetes; Polychytriales
Exons: 18
Coding region: 106-4398 (1430 amino acids)
Source: RefSeq, a predicted model, not a curated record
CGCUCACCAGCACCUCCCGGUUCCUGCCCAUCCCCGCCUGCAGGCAGACCCCAUCGAGUCGACGACGCAACGCACAGAAGCAGUGUAUCUCUGCACCUCGGCAGCAUGGCUUCUCCAGAUGAUUGGCGCGGCCAACUCGCCUCAGCCAAGCUUUGCAUGAGCGAGAUUCGCUGCAAGAUCCAAGCCCAUCGACAGGCAAUCGAGAAGCACAACGACGAGAUCAAGGAUUUGGAGCGUCAGCUGAUGUAUUGUGAGCGCCAGAUCCAGGAGGUCGUCAUGUCGCUUGAGAGCAAUCCCUCGGCUGUCGAAAGCGCAUCUGGAUCUCUCGAGAAGACUGGAUCGAUGACUAUCAAAGAUCCGGCCACGGUAGCGGCAGCAAUUGCUGCUGCAGAUCGCUUCAUCCAAGACGAUGCCUCUGAAACUCAGAGCGACUCAAAAUCGGGCACCAACAAGGUCGACCCGUUGGCUCCAGCCCACCCAGAUCUGGCGCAAACUGCUCCGUCCCCCAACCCCAGCCAUCCCCCAAACAUGCUGCCAGCCAUUUCUGUACUCUCGGAAGAACAGCCGCCGUCAAGACCCCAUAUCCCGUUGGAUUUUGUUCGAAUAGCGUCGGCCCCGAUCGCGGGGCUGUUUGAGAACACAGUCGAUAACGAGGUCGUGGUCAAACCCACCGAUACCGAGCCCGAGCUCGAGCCCGAGGCCAUCAACCUCGAUGCUGUCGAUGUCGAUGCUGUCGAUGUCGAGCCCAGCCAUGGUUUUAGCUCUGCCAGUAUCGAGCUUGAUGGUAAAGCAGCCAAUCUUUUGUCGGCCAGCAGCUUCGACCCCGCUUCAAGUGCUCCAAUCGGCAGUAUACAGACGUCCUCGACAGCGGUGGCCAAUGUAGAUCGCGACGGCCCAAUUUCAGCACAAUCCAACACAGAUGCGGAUGAUAUAGAUGUGGACGUUGAGAUAUAUGAACCUGGAGAGCUCCCAGCCUCAGCAGCCGAGUCGUCCGACCUGCCAGAAAACGCCAGUAUCACCCAAGAGCGUACAUCUCAAGUGACACCGGCAACCGAAACCUCGACGCUGGUCACCAUUAUGUCGCUGGGGGCCACGAUCGCCCCGGGAACUGCCCUUCUCGUGCCUCCCCCCUUCGACGUGUUGCUUUCGGCUCCAACUAAGCCUGCUCCCAUCGAUCCUACCCCCAUUGAGUCUGCUCCCAUCAGUCCUGCCCCCGUCGAGUCUGCUCCCAUCGAGCCCAUUGGUCCUCCGGUCACUCUGCUGAUUCCAAGAGCGGCUUUGAUGCCCGAGCUGCUGGUUCCGCCGGGGCUCGUGAUCUCCGACCAUUUUGCACCAUCUCACAGCGUAUUUGCUCCUUCACCUGCCGGCAAGGACACAAACAAGCCAGUGGGCACCGUAGAUCCACAUGCAUCCCGCCUUACUGACGAUCAACCCGCUCCUGAGACUGCCAGUACAUCUGGGAACAAACCACUCAGCAACGCCAUUGAUGACGCUGUCGACUCUCGGGCUGCCAAUCGUCCCAGCCAGCCAGCCGCAACUGUCGUCUGCGAGACCAUCGGUGCCACUGGCGAGCGCUCCGUAGAUUGUGCUACCAAAAUUGCUCUCGACAAUCCCAUAGACUCCAGCUCUCUCGACGAAAUCAUCGACAAGUCCCUGGACGAUGUUCUCGGUACAGCAAGAUCGAAUACACCCGGAGUCAUUCCCGGUAUCGGUGCCACCACAGACGUGCCGGAAGAUUCAGCUGCUGCCUCAAUCGAUAAGGCGCCCGCCUCCUUGGCCCACGAUCUUACGAGCAGUACUAUCGCAGUACCGACUCCCAGCAUCGUCGCAAACACCGCUGCGCCAAUAGUUGGUGGAUCAAUCCAAGCGCCUUUGCCGCCCGCAAUCAGUAUUCCCCCCGAUACCCUUCCGGCUAAUGGCACUGCUGUCCCAUCCGUACCAGCGCCCUCGGCGUUCCCAACCUUUUUGGAACACGGCUCCGAUGCACCGAUAAACGCACCACCAACGACAGGCUACUACGAAUACGCUCUGCACCAAGCAAAAUUGAGCGGCGAAUGGCCUGCUUCAUACCCCUCGCCAACAGAUGUCCCCAUCACUGGUAUACGCUAUCGUGAGCUUGAUCAAACGGCAAAGCAGAGCAUGCCUCUGGUUUCUGCGGACCCGAAAGGCUCGCUCGGUGCAAUUCACAGGCCGCCCAAUCAAAUAGCACGGCCGUCGACCGAGUCUGGAGGCGCCGUCCCCACGUCCACGACAACAGCUCGCUCUGGACACCAUUUGUCGGGUCCCAAGAUCAAGAUCAAGCCAUUGAAGCCGUACCACCGACCGGGCCAUGCUGAACCCCCCGCUGCCCGACCUUCUGUAAAGCCGCUAUCUAAUGCGGCGCGACCUCUGGGGACACACAAAACCGAGACUGCUUCAGCCAAACCGCCGAUCGUGAUCAAACUUACGGCUCAACGUCCGAUCCAUCGCCCCAGCGAAGUGAACACUGGAGUUCAGCAGAGACCUGUGGGCUCUCCGCAAGCACCCAAAGCCACCAAUGCCAACACCAACACCAACACUGGUACUAGCAUCGGUACCAGUGCCAGCACCAUGCCUGUGCCCAGUGGUGGUGCGACCUCGGUGCAACUCUCGUCUCAAAGCCAGCGUCCGAUAAAGCCAUCUCAUGAUUUAUCACACCACAGUCGUGUCCAGCAAAAGGACGGACCCAAGCCCGCCGAUGUUCAUUCAACACCUUCGAAGAUUCAGUCACUCAGUCAUUCGUUGCCGCCUUCAGUCAAGCACAGUGCUGCUAUCACACCUCAGCGUUCACUUUCAAGCCACGGUGAAGAUCCUAGCAGCGACUCUCGCUCUUCGGCUGUUUCCCAACGAUCACACAGCUCACACAAAGGAAACUCGUCGACGGCACGGACACCGCCGCCCCUGGUGUCCAAGGAUGUGACUGUAUCUCUCGGCUCCGCAAGUAGCAGCGACAGCGAUGACGGAGAGGAGCAGCUGGACUAUAAAAUUAAGAGAAAGAGUAAAUCGGAUUCCGCAGUGACACCGAGCAAAAAGAUGAGAACUCUGGAAGAGAACAUGCCCAUCUUCAUGACACACAGCAAAUAUCUGGAGAUUAUUGCCAAUGCGACCAGCUCACUCUGGAGCAGCGUCUUUGGGGGUCCGAUCCAAGGCGGAAAUGUAGUGUUCGAGUUCCUGGACCGUGUGCACGAAAUCAUCAACAACGAGGCAGUCAAGAUAUCCCACGAAAGCGACAAGGACGAAGAUGGCGAGAAAAUCGAGAUCUUCAAUUUCACCGAAACCAACGAUAUGCGGGGCAUCCUCACAGACCUCGUGCUUCCACAUGAUGCAGAUAGCGACCAGGGAGAAGGCCGGAGGAAAUCGCGAUCCACAAAGUGCUGCAAGCUGCAGAACUUUAUCGGCGUCGAUUCGGACAAAAAGUCAUUCUCACACCACGUCCACGAAGUGGCGACGAACCGGCUGCAGAACCACUGGCGCAACUACAGCGCUAACAGCAAAAGCGUCAAGACAGCAGAGCGGCUUACGAUGCUCACGCUUGUUUGGAUCGGUAUACUCCGGAUCGAAGACUUUGAUAUCAUCAUGGCUGCCAUAUCAACCUGUCCCGCCUUCUACGACUGCCUCUUUGAAGUUUACAUGUCGCUGCGCGAGCUCUGCCCCGACAUGAUGGCCGAGAUCAACAUGCUGUACCGCUACAUCGGGGUGUUUCACACAUACGGUCUCAUCGACCGAGACAACAAGAACAGACUUCCGCUCUUCUGGAUCUAUGGCAAGAAGGAGAUCUUGAUUCGUCCGGUCGAAGACAGCGUGCGGUACAUCGGCUAUAUUUUCACAACCAAGGAGGAGAUAUUGAAGCAAACAAAGUUUCUGGAAGUGAUGAGCACCAAGUUGCAGGAUUUGAUCAAUGAUGUCAUCACCACCGACCGGCUCGUUUUUAUGUGCAAAUUUGAGCCGCGCAAGCAGUACAACCGCGAUUUGAUUUUGGUCAAGAACCUCAUGCAAAAGGGUGGUCAGCGCAUGUUCCGGACGCUCCGUAACCUUGGGUGCUUCUACGACUCCUCGGAUAACGACACUACCAGCCCUUGCACUAAGAGUCGGCACAUCUGCACCACAGACACGGUCCAGAGGUUCCGAAACAAAAUCCAAACGCUGGACACCCAGACAGGCAUCAAGUUCGACAGUGAGUGCGGUAUCUGGAUGUUUCUGUCGUUUUGCGCCUUCUUCGAGCCCAGUUUCUCGAUCCUACACAUUCUUCUCGAGAAGCAUGAGCAGUACAGACGGUUCAAGAGGUUCCUGACGCAGCAUGAUAUCAUCCACAAAGCUGAAAAGAUCGAUGCGCAUAACACCGUCGUGAUCGACAGCGAGGGUAAACUGCUCAAGCUGUAGUCUUCAGGCGACUGGGUCGUUGGUGUCAAGUCAGCCCUUCUCGUGAUUAUGGGAUAGUAUGUCAUGCGAUUGGUGCCGUAGCCAACGGCUCAGCACAAUUUGGCUAUCCACCGUGCAGUGCAGUGGAGUGCAUCUGGGGAAGGCAAACCCGGUAGGGUGGCUGCAGCCAAGCAACACCAGUAUAUCAGCUUGGUAUUGUUGUUUCAAUAGGCCAU